AUGGACAAGGCCGAGGAGGUCCUUCGACAGAUGUUUGACGAACACAUUAUGCCUGACUGCCCUACAUAUAACAGUCUGCUCCAUGGAUACCUCUCUUCGGGACAGUGGAAAGAGGCCGUCAGAAUCUUCAAAGAAAUGUCCAGAGAUGGGCAACGGCAUGAUGUUGUUACUUACAGUAUGCUGAUAGACUCUCUUUGUAAAUCUGGAGGGCACACAGAAGCUAGAGAGAUUUUUAAUUCUAUGAUUGAGAGCGGUGAAAAACCCAAUGUCGCCACCUAUGGAAGUCUGCUUCAUGGGUAUGCUACUGAAGGAAAUCUUGUUGAAAUGAAUAAUCUCAUAGAUCUGAUGGUGCGAAAUGGAAUGCAACCUGAUCAUCAUAUAUUCAACAUACAGAUCUAUGCAUACUGUAAAUGCGGAAGGUUUGAUGAGGCAAUGCUUACUUUUAACAAAAUGCGGCAGCAAGGAUUGGUGCCAGACAUAGUUAACUAUGGGACAGUAAUAGAUGGGCUUUUCAGGAUCGGCCGGCUGGAAGAUGCAAUGGCCCAAUUCUAUCAAAUGAUUGAUGAUGGAUUGUCUCCCAACGUCGUAGUAUUUACAACUCUAAUUCAUGGUUUUUCUAUGCACGGCAAAUGGGGGAAGGCUGAGGAACUAUUUUAUGAGAUGAUGGAUAGUGGCAUUCGUCCUACUGUCGUUGUCUUCAAUGCAAUGAUAGACCAGCUCUUCAAAGAAGGAAAGGUUACGGAGGCCCAAAAACUCUUUGAUUUGAUGCCACACGCAGGCGUAAAGCCUGAUGUAGUUUCCUAUAGUACAAUGAUUCAUGGGUAUUUCUUAGCUGGUAAACCAGACGAAGUGAUGAAGCUCCUUGAUGAUAUGCUCUCGAUUGGCUUGAAACCCAAUGCUGUUACAUUUACUACUUUAAUUGGUGGCAUGAUCUCUAUGGGCUUGAAACCCGAUGUUGCUACCUCACACCAUGUGUUUGUGAUAUUGCCUAGGCAAAGAUUCUCGCUGAGGUACGCUAUGCAACAGGUCGUCAGUAAGGUCUGGAAUGGAAAAAAAGAUUUUCCUCAUUUUGAUCUGAAGCUUUCUUAG
Messenger RNA from Miscanthus lutarioriparius, 1089 nucleotides. NCBI's taxonomy places the organism in Eukaryota, Viridiplantae, Streptophyta, Magnoliopsida, Poales, Poaceae. The record is from the annotation of a GenBank genome assembly.